UUCAAACAUGGGGUGGACUGUCCAGGUCUUUGUGGCUCUCCUGAACAUUGUAUGGAUUAUCUUCUUUUUAACACCCGAACCGUUCUCAGUGUUCGUACAGAGAAGAAGCACUAAUGAGGAGGAUCAGUAUUCAGAGUUUUGUAUUGAGCUUCCACCGGUCAAAAUCCCCUCCAAUAAAACCAACAACACCAAAACAACAUCGCAAGGUAGUCCUCCUGAACAGGAACCGACGACUCCUGGUAUUCCUCCUGAACAGGAAGCGACGACUCCGGGUAGUCCUCCUGAACAGGAAGCGACGACUCCGGGUAGUCCUCUUGAACAGGAAGCGGCGACUCCGGGUAUUCCUCCUGAACUGGAAGCGACGACUCCGGGUAGUCCUCCUGAACAGGAAGCGACGACUCCGGGUAGUCCUCUUGAACAGGGAGCGGCGACUCCGGGUAAUCCUCCUGAACAGGAACUUACAACUCCGGGUAGUCCUCCUGAACAGGAACCGACGACUCCGGGUAAUCCUCCUGAACAGGAAGUGACGACUCCAGGUAUUCCUCCUGAACUGGAAGCGACGACUCCGGGUAGUCCUCCUGAACUGGGACCGAAGACUCCGGGUAGUCCUUCUGAACUGGGACCGACGACUCCAGGUAGUCCUCCUGUACAGGAAGCGACGACUCCGGGUAGUCCUCCUGAACAGGAAGCGACGACUCCGGGUAGUCCUCCUGAACUGGGACCGAAGACUCCGGGUAGUCCUCCUGAACUGGGACCGACGACUCCAGGUAGUCCUCCUGAACUAGGACCGACGACUCCAGGUAGUCCUCCUGAACUGGGACUGGCCUCCAGAGACGACACUUCAGCCUUUAAGUUGAAUGUUUCCAAAUGCUGCUUUAAAUUUUUCCACAUGAGACUACGUCUAAAAAACAUAAAGGGAUACAGAAAAUUACACCCCAAGUGCCCUAUUCAAGGCAUUAUAUUCGUUACAACCAAUGGCCACGAGAUCUGUGUUAAUCCACAUGAUGAAUGGGUUAAGAAACUUGUGAGAGCCAUUGAUGAAAAAUGAAAAAAAAAAAAGACUACUGAAUGGAG
Molecule: messenger RNA, 1074 nt
Organism: Sebastes umbrosus (honeycomb rockfish)
Lineage: Eukaryota; Metazoa; Chordata; Actinopteri; Perciformes; Sebastidae
Product: basic proline-rich protein-like
Exons: 4
Coding region: 8-1048 (346 amino acids)
Biological process (GO): positive regulation of ERK1 and ERK2 cascade; positive regulation of GTPase activity; chemokine-mediated signaling pathway
Cellular component (GO): extracellular region
Molecular function (GO): chemokine activity; CCR chemokine receptor binding
Source: RefSeq, a predicted model, not a curated record